Molecule: messenger RNA, 2260 nt
Organism: Ziziphus jujuba (common jujube)
Lineage: Eukaryota; Viridiplantae; Streptophyta; Magnoliopsida; Rosales; Rhamnaceae
Product: GCN5-related N-acetyltransferase 9
Exons: 7
Coding region: 42-641 (199 amino acids)
Biological process (GO): protein acetylation
Molecular function (GO): N-acetyltransferase activity
Source: RefSeq, a predicted model, not a curated record
CAGCGGGGUUGGUAGCGUGGUAGAGCAGCGGAAAAAUCCAAAUGGAGAAGCAGAAAAUGGAGGUGAGUCUGGAAGGAGAGAGAGUGGUAUUGGUACCGUACAUGAAAGAGCAUGUGCCGAAAUACCAUGAGUGGAUGCAAGACCCUGCUCUGCUCCAAGCCACUGGCUCUGAGCCCCUCUCCCUUGACCAGGAGUAUCAGAUGCAGCUCUCAUGGAACCAAGACCCCUUCAAACGGACUUUCAUUGUGUUGGAUAAGCAUUUGGUUGUGGGAGAUUUUACUCACGGUGAUCCCCAUGUAGAAGCUAUGGUAGGUGAUGUGAAUAUUUAUAUGAAUGAUCCGGAUGAUCCUCAAAUGGCAGAGAUUGAAAUAAUGAUUGCUGAACAGAAAUGCCGUGGUAAAGGACUUGGAAAGGAAUCCGUUUUAAUGAUGAUGGCAUUCGCAGUUAAGAACUUGGGGAUCCACAUCUUCCGUGCUAAAAUUGGAGAAUCAAAUUCAGCAUCACUUAAUAUGUUCCGGAAAUUGGGCUUUGAAGAGACCUCUUACAGUGAAAUCUUUCAGGAGGUGACAUUGGAAUUACAAGUAACUAAAGCCAAGCAAGAGGAGCUGCUGCCUUUGAUACGUUUGAAACUUGAAAGCUGAGAGAUCCAGGUUGCAUUGAUGGGUUGUAACUGUUUAUAGGUGUUGGAUAAACAGUCAAAUUCCCAUUAUGAUUGUGAAAGGCUACAAUAGCCUGUGAUCCAGCCAUGGCUUUUCUUGUUGGAUUUAUUCCCCAUGCAAUCCAUCCUGUUGAUGUUUGUGUGGCUCUAUAAGCCAUUUGGAUGCUUCUGGUGGACUGAAUAUAGUUCCAGUGGAGGUGGGCUUGCAGUACGGGGAGGUCCUUGCAGGAGCUGAAUGUUUGUUUUCUUGAGAAGGUAUAAUUUGAGCAGGUUUGAGCUGUGGAAGUAAGGAUUUGAGAAAGAAUAAAACAAACGAUUGAGAACCAUCUUGAGUUUGUACCCAUGAAUAUUUGAUAUUAAACUAGAGAGUUGACAGGUCCAGAAACUUCAGCUUAAGAACUCCUUUCUUGACAGUUUUCUAUUGUACCCCUUCUUUUACUGCUGAAGGCUAAUGGCUCUGAGGGUGCUGCAUAAAAUUUGAAGAUGCUCUAAAAUGCUCUAGUAGCAGAUAUUGAGGGACUUGGUUGUAUUUUGUUUGGGAGAUAAGAGAGGUUGUAUUCUAUGGUUAAUAGUGAAGAACUUGGUUGUAUAUUCUGUGGUGAGAGUUGGUUCUGUUCUUUCCUGAUUCAGGCUCGAAUUUGAUGAGAGGAACUUUCAGGAUCUGUUUGAAGUGUUGAAGAAAUCAGAGAAGAAACUUGGGGCCUUUAAUAAGCGAAGUGGACCAUUGAAACCGGGACUAGUGUCAGUAGUUAGUUUACCAGUCACGUAUAUCAGCUUAAUAUAAGUGGUAGAAAUCUAAGUAAACUACUCAUAGUGAUCUUUAUUUAUGCAUGAUAAUCUUUCUUUCUGUCGUACAUUUUUUUUUUCCCUCCUAACAUAUAACUACUAUUUCAACUUUCAAGAGGAAAACUUGGUUCAAGUAGUGACAUAGUUUGAUAGACCAACAAGGAAUGUAUUGGAGACUUGCUGCUCUUUUCUUUCGAAUCCUUGUAAAAAUGAUAUUAUGGGGAUUCAAAAUUUCUCAUCUUUCUAUCCUCUCUCUCUCUCUAUUUCCUUUCCCUAGUCAAUAAAAUUUUGCGACUUUUUAAAUGUCAGUUUCCUGAUUAAACCCAUUGAAUAACUUGUUUAAGUAUGAACUUCAGUAAAUUAGGUGAUAGUCACGUGCUAUAUAAGUCUAAUAAAUGAAAAAAAUAAAAUAAAAUAAAAAAAGAAAGUAGUUGAUGGAAAAGGUGGGCAUGCCCUGGUGACAACAAUAUUGGCGUUAUGAUAUGUGAAGUGGAUGAAUAUAGACUGGUUGGUAUGAAGAAGAUGGUUUUAGAUUUGAAGUGUGUACUUUAUGGGGGAAGUUAUAGAUGACUCACAAAUGGAAGAAAAGUAAAAGCUCUUGGAAAAUUGAUUGAUCAAGUAAGCUUUUAUAUUGUUUAUUAUUGUUAUCAUUAUUUUUUCAAUUUUCUGAGGUUUUAGCAUAUAUUCAAGAAAGUAGGUAUAAGUAGUAUCUUAUAGAUGAAGGAAAACUUUUAUAUGCAAUUGCUAUAUGGAUGAUGUGGCGUGACAAUCAGAUAAUAAUUUUUUCUUAUAAGAUUAAUAUACUAUAGUUUGAUA